Messenger RNA from Calypte anna (Anna's hummingbird), 1217 nucleotides. RefSeq names its product chromosome 4A C4orf46 homolog (gene C4AH4orf46). Lineage: Eukaryota; Metazoa; Chordata; Aves; Apodiformes; Trochilidae. Bases 18 to 335 code for a protein of 105 amino acids. The record is from RefSeq and is a predicted model, not a curated record. The transcript is spliced from 2 exons.
GCUGAGCCGAGCGGGACAUGGCCGAGCCGCGGUCGGUGUCUCCCGCGGCGCUGCCCGAGGGUUCGCCUAGCGCGGGACUCCGCAGGAGCCGCUGCGAGAGUGAGGGGUGGCGGCAGCCAGAGCCGGCGGCUGGCGACGCGCGGGAGCUGCUGGAGGAGGUGGAGAUGCAGAUCGGCGAUGCCGCGUUCUCGCUAGCGAAGAUCCUGGAGGCGACGUCGGCGGUGUCGGCCCAGGUGGAGGAGCUGGCCACCAAGUGCUCGGAGAACGCCCGGUUUCUCAGAACAUGGCGGGACCUGCUGAGGGAGGGGUACGAGUCCCUGAAGCCCAGCGGCUGAGCCUGCACCCUCCGCCGGGACGAUUUGUGUUUUUUUCACCUAAGCAGCUCCCGUGAGUUCUUUCAGAAACACUCGGUGACUCGUAUGGAUGUUCUGUGUAAGUCACCGAGAAAAAUAACUUUGUUCAGGGAAUUGGUUGUGACUUUUUAGACUCUCAGUCUCAGAUGUGUCCUGCGAGGAGGCAUUGUCAGCCCUCCUGUUUAAGAGCUGCCAUCACUGGAAACCCUGCCGACUCCGGAGAAACUUGAUGAACUCACUUCAGAUUAUCUCUGCACACUUUUUAUUCACUUUGAGGUUGGGAUAAUGUGGCCAGUCGUGGCUUAUUUGCAAUCUUUCAGAUAAGGCCCGAGUCCCAAACCUUACAAUUUUUAGCAGUAUUGCAUUAUAAACCUGCCGUUUCUUGCCAAGACUUUUGGUUACUGCAAACAUUUUUACACUAUCUUUUUUUGUAAUAAAGUGCCUUGUGAUGGACCAUGUAUCUCUGCACAGUGGAAGUUUAACAGCGUUGCUUACUGAUAGGAUGCAUUAUUCUGAACUGUAAGCAAAGCUUCCAUAAGUUAGAAAAGAAUGUGAAAUAUGUUCUCGUGUCUCUUGGGAGGGAUGUUAGUGCUUUUUCAGUAUUUGGUUCUAUUUAUAUCUUUGCCUUAAGUAGCUACUAGUUAGUUCGUCUAGUUUACUGGUAACAGAACCUUUUGGUCUGAAAGGCUACUAGAUCUGUAAUAAGUAGAUGUACUGAAACUUCUGUACCUUUAGAAGAGUAAUGUGGAAAAAUGCAAUGGGAUGCUGCAGGAGACAUGAUUUGUUAGUCAGCCUUAUUUUUAACAGUAGAAGGGCUUUUUAAAAGACAAGCUGUUUCUUAUCAAAACAAUAAAGAUGUUACCA